CGCCGUGACUCUUACCGCGGCGGGGGCUCCGCGCGCUGCUUAGUCACGGCCCCCCCCGUGUCCCCCCCCCGCGCCGCCGCCGCCUCCCGCCGCCGCCGGGGCCGCGCCAUGGCCGGGUUCUCAUCCCCCCACCCCUCCUAACCCCCUCCCCACCCAACGCAAGGGGGGGGUCUGCGAUGCUGGGGCCAUGUCCGCCCCCCCGCCCCCCGAAUGCCAGGCGGAGGUGACCCCCUCACCGGGGGGGUCCGGUUCCUUCAGCUACAGCUUGGCCGAACACCCCAAAGCCGCCUUGGCCAUCAUGAACCAACUCCGUUUGGAACGGCAGCUUUGCGACGUCACCCUGCGAGUCCGUUACCGUCACGACGUCCCCCCCGCCGAUUUCCCGGCUCACAAAAUCGUUUUGGCGUCGUCGAGCCCCGUUUUUAAAGCCAUGUUCACGACGGGGUUACGGGAACGCGGGAUGGAGGUGAUUCCCAUCGAGGGGGUCCACCCGCGGGUGAUGGAGAGGUUGGUGGAAUUCGCUUACACGGCGUCCAUCUCGGUGGGGGAGAAGUGCGUCCUCCACGUCAUGAACGGCGCCGUCAUGUACCAGAUCGACAGCGUCGUCCGCGCCUGCUGCGACUUCUUGAUCCAGCAGCUUCACCCCAGCAACGCCAUCGGCAUCGCCAACUUCGCCGAGCAGAUCGGCUGCCUGGAGUUACACCAGAAAGCUCGGGAGUACAUCUACAUGCACUUCGGGGAGGUCUCCAAGCAGGAGGAAUUCUUCAACCUGUCCCACUGCCAGCUGGUGACCCUGAUCAGCCGCGACGAGCUGAACGUGCGCUGCGAGUCCGAGGUUUUUCACGCCUGCAUCAACUGGGUGAAACACGACUGCCCCAACCGCCGCCUCUACGUCCAGGCUCUGCUCCGCGCCGUCCGCUGCCAUUCCCUCACCCCGCACUUCCUUCAGAUGCAGCUCCAGAAAUGCGAGAUCCUCCGCUCCGAUUCCCGAUCCAAGGAUUACCUGGCGCAAAUUUUUCAAGAUUUAACUCUUCAUAAACCCACCCAGGUUUUACCCUGUCGGACCCCCAAGGUGGGGCAGCUCAUUUAUACGGCCGGGGGUUAUUAUCGGCAAUCUUUGAGUUAUUUGGAAGCUUACAACCCUCGGGACGGAUCUUGGAUUCGUUUAGCCGAUCUUCAGGUUCCCCGGAGCGGUUUGGGGGGUUGCGUGGUGGGGGGGCUUUUUUACGCCGUGGGGGGACGGAAUAAUUCCCCCGACGGGAACACGGACUCGGCCGCCAUCGACUGCUACAACCCCAUGACCAACCAGUGGUCCCCCUGCGCCCCCAUGAGCGUCCCCCGCAACCGCAUCGGGGUGGGGGUGAUCGACGGGAUGAUUUACGCCGUGGGGGGGUCGCACGGAUGUAUCCACCACAGCAGCGUGGAGAGAUACGAGCCGGAGAGGGACGAGUGGCAGCUGGUGGCCCCCAUGCUGACGCGACGCAUCGGGGUGGGGGUGGCGGUGCUGAACCGCCUCCUUUACGCCGUGGGGGGGUUCGACGGCACCGCGCGCCUCAGCUCCGCCGAGUGUUACCACCCCGAGCAGGACGCCUGGAGAGCCAUCGCCCCCAUGGCCACCAUCCGCAGCGGCGCCGUGUCGCCGCUGCCCCCGCUCCCACGGCAGCCCAUGGGCCGGAUCCACCCACCGCACCGGCACAGCCACCGGCCCCCUCCCGCCACCGCCGUACCGGGAUGA
Grus americana (Whooping crane) is the source of this 1735-nucleotide messenger RNA. It is a transcript of the gene KEAP1, whose product is annotated as kelch like ECH associated protein 1. Gene Ontology annotation, molecular function: protein binding. Bases 188 to 1735 code for a protein of 515 amino acids. NCBI's taxonomy places the organism in Eukaryota, Metazoa, Chordata, Aves, Gruiformes, Gruidae. The record is from RefSeq and is a predicted model, not a curated record. The transcript is spliced from 5 exons.